AAUUUCAGGGAAGCAUUGUCGUAGAACCUCAAGAAAAUAUGGGUGUAGAAUUUCAGGGAAGCAUUGUCGUAAAACCUCAAGAAAGUUUAGAAUCAGAAUUUCAAGAAAGUGUGAGUAUAGAAUUUCAUGAUAGUGCAGAUGUAGAAUUUCACAAUAGUAGAGAUAUAGAAUUUCACGAUAGUAUGGAUGUAGAAUUUCACGAUAGUAUGGAUGUAGAAUUUCACGAUAGUGCAGAUGUAGAAUUUCACAAUAGUACGGAUGUAGAAUUUCACGAUAUUAUGAGUAUAGAAUUUCACGAUAAUAUCGGUGUAGAAUUUGACGAUAGUACGGGUGUAGAAUUUCAAGAUAUUAUGGAUAUAGAUCCUCAAAAAAAACAUGUUACUAAACGGAAGUAUGUAUAUAACACGUGUGGAAAACCUGGUCAUAAUGCACGAAAGUGCAACAAAUAG
Molecule: messenger RNA, 449 nt
Organism: Racocetra fulgida
Lineage: Eukaryota; Fungi; Glomeromycota; Glomeromycetes; Diversisporales; Gigasporaceae
Source: the annotation of a GenBank genome assembly